AUGAAAUUUCCAAGACAAUAUCGACGACUUUUACAACAGAAAGAAGGAAUGGAAGAUGGUUCUAAAAGUUCUACGCAAAAGAUUUAUGGAGGUUCUCGACUUUCCGGUAUUUUAAGUGCUCAAGGAUCAUCGAUGAUACCGAUUGAUCCUACACAGUUCGCACUACCUUUCGUGGUUGAUGUUAUACAUUUGGCUUUACAAGCUAUUCCACAAGAAAGACUUAAUCAAGCAAAACAGGCUUUACAACAACGCGAAGCACGGUUAGCUGCGCUUCGAACUUUAUCAACACCACCUCCGACCAGUAAACAAGAACGACGAAAUCGUAAAACUCUUGAUCCACGAUUAGAAUUUACUAGAGAUGCAACUCCUAAAUCCCCUUCUCCUCCCCCU
This is a messenger RNA of Racocetra fulgida, 390 nucleotides long. The record is from the annotation of a GenBank genome assembly. NCBI's taxonomy places the organism in Eukaryota, Fungi, Glomeromycota, Glomeromycetes, Diversisporales, Gigasporaceae.